Fusarium redolens is the source of this 726-nucleotide messenger RNA. RefSeq lists its product as uncharacterized. The transcript is spliced from 3 exons. The record is from RefSeq and is a predicted model, not a curated record. NCBI's taxonomy places the organism in Eukaryota, Fungi, Ascomycota, Sordariomycetes, Hypocreales, Nectriaceae. Bases 1 to 726 code for a protein of 241 amino acids.
AUGUCUCCUCCCGCUCCCUUCCCCAAUAGCCCCUCGAACCCACGCAAACCUCUCGAGAGCCAGACAAACGCGGGACCGUCCAGGUUUGCCUAUCAGGACCAGCAUCGCAUUAAGGGGCUCUCAUCAUCCGUGAUCAGGGCUACCAGCCACCACUUCCCCGCUGUCCCUCCCGUUGUCGCGUUCACCGGCCCUGUUGUCGGUUCCGGCCGCACACUGCUACGAAAGGAGUCUAUUCCAGGACUCGACGGCGUCCAGUUGAAGUGCUGUGGCUUCGUCCAACUUUCUACGUUCAUUGCCCCUGGAAACCCUGACAAGACUCCCUUCAAAGGCUUCCAUCCAUUCCAGGUUUUUGUUAUCUUCCCCAUCCAUGCCAAUCCUUGGGCAGCCCUGUGCAAGAAAAUGGUCGAGAGACAGGACACCCAGUUCCAGACUAACGCGCUUUUCACUUGCACGGGCAAAGUUGCCGGCAUGCUCGACUACAUCAUCAUGGUGCACCCGCCUGGCUUUGACCGGGACUACGUUUUCAUCGUCGUACCAGAUACCUGGACCUUUCUCGACAGGGCCACGCCCAAAUCGGCCGCCGCAGCCCUAUCACUCUCGACCCCACCGAAACAACCUUCACCAAUCCCCUUCGCUCGAACCGAAUACACCACCGGCCAAGCGAACAAACUCUUACUGCAACCAGACCCCUACGAAGAAACGGCGCCUAUCCCCGGCCUCUUCUAG